This is a messenger RNA of Chanos chanos (milkfish), 2652 nucleotides long. RefSeq names its product sema domain, immunoglobulin domain (Ig), transmembrane domain (TM) and short cytoplasmic domain, (semaphorin) 4Ab (gene sema4ab). Gene Ontology annotation, biological process: axon guidance; neural crest cell migration; positive regulation of cell migration. The record is from RefSeq and is a predicted model, not a curated record. Bases 1 to 2493 code for a protein of 830 amino acids. Gene Ontology annotation, cellular component: plasma membrane. Lineage: Eukaryota; Metazoa; Chordata; Actinopteri; Gonorynchiformes; Chanidae. The transcript has 14 exons. Gene Ontology annotation, molecular function: chemorepellent activity; semaphorin receptor binding.
AUGGAUAACGGGAGAUCGCUCUGGGCCUCCUUGGUCCUCCUGAACCUCCUCAUCACCUCCAGGGCGCUCCUCACCCCCCGUAUCUCCUUUCCUUUGGGAAGUCCAGGGAGGCCCCUCACUGUCUUCAACAUGUCUGGCGUAGACAAUACCACCACGCUGUUGCUAAGCAACGACGAGAACACGCUGUUUGUGGGAGCACGAGACUCUAUCCUGGCAUUAGACAUCAGCCAUCCCUGGGCCAUCGACAUUAAAAACAGGCUGGACUGGUCACCCACAGAGAAAGAUCUGGCAGACUGCUCUAUGAAAGGCAAAAAGAAGACAGACUGCCCAAACUUUGUGAGGGUGCUCCAGGUCCUAAACUCCACUCACAUGUAUGCCUGCGGAACAUUUGCCUUCAGUCCACGCUGCACAUACAUCAACACUCAGAACUUCGCCUUGGCAACGGGCCCCAGCGGGAAACCUGAAGAAGGCAGAGGUCGCAGCCCAUAUGAUCCCUAUCAAAAGAACAUUGCCAUCACUGUGGAUGGAGAGCUGUACACAGGGACAGUUGCUGAUUACAUGGGCAAUCGGCCAGUCAUCUCCCGACACUUGAGCGAGGGCAGUCAUGUUGACCUGAAGUUGGAUGACACGCCGGGGUGGUUAGAGGAACCCACCUUCAUCAGUUCUGCGUUCGUGCGAGGUGAGGAGAAGGUCUAUUUCUUCUUCAGCGAGGUCGGCCGAGAGUACGACUUUCUCGAAAAGUUCACCGUGUCACGUAUCGCACAAGUCUGCACGAGUGAUGUGGGAGGCCAGCGCACCCUGCAGAAGCGCUGGACAACUUUUGCCAAAGCUCAGCUCCUCUGCCAAGCUGAGAAAGAACUGCCUUACAAUGUCCUCCAGGACGUUUUCACCCUCUCACCACCAGAGGGCGCCUCUGACGAGGACACACUGUUCUAUGGCAUUUUCAGACCUCAGUGGCCGAUAAAUUCAGGACGGUCAGCGGUCUGUGCCUUCAGUCUUGGUGACAUCAAGGCAGUUUUUUCGGGGAAUUACAAAGUUCUAAACAGAGACAGCCUCCGAUGGACCACGCGUGUACAGGAGAAAAUAGCCAAUCCUGGAGAGUGUGGCCUCCACAACGCCUCAGACAACACACUGCGUUUUGUGAAAGAGAAUUUUCUGGCCGAUGCCAGCGUACAGCCUACGAAACGACGCAUCACCCUGGCGUCGGCCGACCAGGAUUACAGCAACAUCGCCGCUCAGAGGGUACGGGCAGCUAACGGCAAGGAGCACACCGUCCUCUACCUGCUUACAGAGUUGGGAUACCUCCAUAAAGCAGUUCUUUUGGAGGAAGGAGCCCACAUCAUUGAGGAGGUGCAAGUGUUCAGGCAACCACAGCCAAUGAAGAACCUUCUGCUGUCCCUCCUGAAGGGAUCGGUGUUUAUCGGUACGUCCGAGGGAGUGACCCGGGUACCGCUGUCAAACUGCUCGUUCUACCCGAACUGUGCCGAGUGCGUGCUGGCCCGAGACCCGUUCUGCGGCUGGGACCAUUCUCGCGGCCUCUGUGCCGACGUCUCCACCAUCCAGGGCAGCACUGGUCAGGAUGUCGAUGGAGGGAAUGUCUCAGUGGCAUGUCGAGCUCCUCCUGUUGUCACCCCCAGGUCAUCCAGACCCACUGCAGCCUCCUGUGAGCUGGUUUUGGUGUCCCUGAACGAAGUGGUGCGACUGAAGUGUCCAGAGGCGUCACGAUUGGCCACCAGACACUGGCAAAGGCCCAAUAGCAGGCUCUCGCCGGACCUUUACCUGAAACAACAGGACGGCAGCCUCCAGUUUCUGGCCACGCCCAUCACUCUGGGACAUUACAUGUGCCAGGCCGAGGAAAACGGUUUUCAGCAGACCCUGGCCAUCUACCAGGUCAAACAGAAGAGUUCCACCACCCUGCAUCCCCCGACCACCACCCGGCACCAGGGCAAGGCCACUGUUGAGGUAGGGAAGUUAGCCCCCACACCCAGGUCGGUCCCUCCUAAACAGCCGGACAUCAGAGCCAAAGAGCCGGAACUGGCCGUGACCAAAAAGGACGCCAACGCGGGCUCCACCCGCCGCACCGGCCGGAACUUCACCCUCUGGUUUGACUCCUCGCAGGCGAAGCAACCGCGUGACAGCGUCGGAGAAGAGCCCUUGCACGGCACCCAGCCGAGCUACCUGCAGGAGCUGGUGGUGGUGUCCGUGCUGCUAGCUUUGUGCAUUAGCAUUUUGCUAACCAUCGCGCUGUACGGUCUGAGGCAGCGUUGUCGCGGCAGGACCAUAACUCAGGUCUGCCCCCGUAAGGAUGCCGAGAGGGGCACGGGGGCGGCCACCCCCCAAGAGAGGGAAUCCCUGCAAGGCCAUUCGCCUCGUACCGCCAAGUGCAACGGUCAGGCGCAAAACGGACAGGCCCAAAACGGGAAAUCGCCCAUUUCCAUCAGCAAUGGUUCACUCAGUGGUUCUAAUGGGCAUCUCCCUAACACGCCCAUCUGAUGUCUGAACCUGUGACGUUACUUGGUCAUUUUCUAGCUGUUUCGAAUGCUGUAACCAAUGCUGAGCUGUCCUAAGACUUUACCUGUAUCACCAAUCCACUCACUGCCCUUCUCAACCACUAUGUACUAUGGGAAUCGUUCCCCUGAGUUAAGCACCAGU